This is a messenger RNA of Porites evermanni, 17853 nucleotides long. The record is from the annotation of a GenBank genome assembly. NCBI's taxonomy places the organism in Eukaryota, Metazoa, Cnidaria, Anthozoa, Scleractinia, Poritidae.
UAUUUCUGGUAUUGCAAUAUGCAAAGUGGCGACCAAAAAGUUUGCUAAAGAAAUUUACUGCCUUUUAAGACGCAAAGUGAAAAGAUUAAGUUGGAUCUUAUGGAGGCCAGAAACAAGAAAGAAACGGCCAAGUUCUGCGGAAAUAUCAUGGUUAGAAAGACCAGAAGAAGAAGUUUCCUCGCCAAAUCUAUGUUUCAAGGUGUGUUUGGAGUCCUCACUGAAGUCGCUUUUGAGUAUUAUAACAGCUCGGCACAAUGGGUGAGUUUCGUAGACUGUUAAUCAUAAUUGCCUUAAUGUGCUUUUAACUGUCAGUACGAAAUGUCGUAAGCUCAUGAACUGAUGAAUAGAAAUUAUCCAGAAUCGUGGACUGCAUCCAGUAGGUCGUUCAUAUAUGCACAAGCAUCGGAUCGUUUCUGCUGGAACGAAAUUCAUUUUGAGCACUAGCUAAAAGUUGAUUCACACUGAUAUGUAAAUCUUUGAAUUUAACUGGAUGGAUGGGAUAACGCGAAGCGCCGAUCCGUAAAACAUCCAAAGGCAGUAAAGUGAGCACCAAAAAAACUAUCUUAUGCUCGAAAAUUCACUUUGAAUAUCACAGCCGCGCAGGAUAUUUCCAUCUCAGAAAAAAGGCUAAAAAUCAACGUUUUAGUGAGAGUAAUUUAAGAGUGUUUAAAAUAGUAUCCGUGCCUUCACAAGCAAUUCUCGAUUCAGUGUGUUUGAUACAGCCAGCUACGUCACAUGCUCGGGCAAGAUCAAAUGAUGGAAUAUUGGACUCUGUUUGAAAUCGAUUGAAAGACACAACCUUGAAAUAAUAACGUUUAAUGUCCACUCAGGUUAAAACAUCCCUGGAAGGGACGGUAGACAGCAUAGGAAACGCACUAUAAUAUGCGAUAAUUGUGCGUGGAACCAUCUAGAUGGUAAUUUAGUUGACAAACGAAACAACUUCAAGACCGAUCAAUUCACAGCUUUUUCAACUAUCCAUGCUCAUCCAGUGAAGUGGGAAAACAUAUCGUAUUUGGUAUGAUCACAACUUCAUAAUCUGACUGUUCCGAGUCCAAAUGAUCUUGCUGCCAUUUGCAUGCUCGUUCAUAUUGAAUUAUCAAUUUCCUUUUUUUCCGAUAUGUGACAAGUCAAUCUUUUGGUAUGACUGUAUUGUUUACUUGCAUCGUGAUGAUCUCAUCAAUAUGUUGCCCAGGUUUGUAAGGAUAUUAAUUUUUUGGCGUCUGCACAAUAGAGUAUCGGCCUGAGAAUGAACGGCUGAUCGAGGGGGAAAUGGGCCCGAGAGAUGUUUUUUCACAAUUUUGCCCGUAAACUGCCCAGGAAGACACUCACACAAGAGUAGAUACAGGGGCCUGUAGGUCAGCAAGGACUUCAAAGCCAGUUAAUUGCAAAAUUACCGUAAGAUUACAACACUACACCAAUUACAAAACACCCUAUGACGAAAAACAAUCCGUUUCUAAAGAAAGUAAGUACGACAUCGCCGGCCGCACACGCAAACCCAAAACCACUUUGUGGAAAAAAAGGAACGUAUACUCUCGCCAGCUGCAAUCAUCUGCGAUGAAGACAACUCGGGGGCAGAGGUACACAGAAACUAACGACUGCCAAACGCCUAUAAGAAAAACAAAAUUGGCAAAUAGAAUAAAUAAAGUUAAGAGCUUGAAUGGAUGUUGAUCUAGACUGAUUCGAAUUUGCAACUCUUAAUUAAACAUAUCUCAGAAGGCUAUCCAAAAGUCCUCAUAUCCGACCCAGCGUCUCUGGUCUGUGCAGGCCAAUAGCUAUUUAUUUUCUGUCUUUUCGAGAGUUUUUCAUAGGCAUUGCUUUCGUGUCCCCUUGGGACGAAUAAAAGUACCAACUGAAGAAAAACGAAUUGAAAACAUUUUUUAUGUAAAAUUUAUAUGCGGAUCAAAAGAUAGACAGUCUAACCCCUCGUUACGGAUACUUCUAUAAUAUGGACACCUCUCAAUUACGGACAGUUCGUUUGGUCCCAGAAAUGCCACCUCCCUGUAAAGCAGCUUGAAGCGGACACUUGGUUCUGUCCCUUUGGUGUCCGUAUUAAAGAGGUUUGACUGUAUCAGUGGGAAACGUGAUACUGUCGAAUUUGUAAUUAAUUGAAUACCGUAAACUGCCACUGCUAAGCCCUGAGCUUAUGGGGAGGGAAGGUGUAUAAGUGUGGGGGGAUCUUAUAUCCGGGGAGCUUAUAACAGGAUGUAUUUUUUGUUUACAGAGGGGCUUAUAAGUAGGGGGGGGGGCGCUUAUAAGCGAUAGUUUACGGUACACCUCUUUUGAUCAUACUACGUCCGUUAACGUCCUCUCCUGUCCUCAUGAAAUGCAUCCAUUUUAACCAAGCGUGCGGAUGGAUAGGCCCACCCAGGUAAUCUUUUCUUUUCUUAUCUCUUAAAACGAAAUUAAGUUUUGAGAGAAGUGCGUUUCCAUAAGCAACCGUACAGAGGCGGGGGAAGGAAACUUUGCAAAUUACGGUUUAAGUUGGUUUAGCCUGCUAAUACAGCAGUGUCUCUCCCCGCUCCUAACCACUGAGGUACGUCUCAGUCUUGAGAGACCGUGAAACGCUCCAGAGAGACAGCUGUAUUUGUAGACUGACAUUGCUUUGCUCAGAAAGAAGAAGGUAAACCCUUUGGUCAAGUCACUGACAAUCUCUGUGUUUAAAUCAUUUCUCAGACAAAAGGAGAAAAACCAGAUUUUACCAUUGAAGUAAUAGAUAUUCAGUCUGUUGAAGAAGUGGAUGAUAGUGCGUUUAGCCAGGAGCUUUGUUUUCAGGUAUUUUUGCUGUGUGAAGCGCCCCCUCUUUUUGUAAGGACAUGCGAACAGUCAGACUUCUCGUUCUAUAGCCGUGGCGGAUCCAGGGGAGGGGCCCGGGGGGCCCGGCCCCCGUUAUUUUUUGACCAAAUUGAGGCCCGACGGGCCGAAAAAAAUUUUUUUUUUUGAGGCCACCCCUUCCUUAUCUCAGGGUCUGGAUGACCGCCCCCACCCCCCGCCUCCCGUCCCCUGUUAUCUGAAGGUCUGGAUCCGCCACUGUAAAGCGGUUAAGAUUCGUGUAGCGUUGUCUCUUUGUUAAAACUACGUUUUAUCAAAACCUCCUCUUGUCACAAGCGCCCAAGUUUGGUGACCAUCAUAUGGUAUUGUCAGUCCCCUCUUUUAGGAUUAUUAUUACUAUAUUUUUAUUCAUUCAUUUCUUCUUUUUUCUCUUUUUUGGAAAUAUUAGCUUGUAUAGCUACUCUGUAAAUUCGAGGAUAACUAAACGUGAUGUUAUCUUAUGUUAUGUAAGGGAUAUGAAGUCUCAUGUAUAAGCAAGAAGCCGUGACAUUUUUAAUGCAAAAAUGGGAAUCUCUCGCACUUUUUUAUGCUCACACUAAAUCAAACUUACUUCCGAAAAUAGAAAGAAAAAUAAAAGAAAAAUAAAAUGAAAAAAAAAUGGCAGAAAAGAAAUAGCAAACUUAAUACCUAUUCGGCACUUCUCACGCAUAGUUAUUUUAACUUUGACAGAGAAUUUGAUACAAUCCAAGAUGGCGACUAAGAUGGGCACCAUUUUUUAUGACGUCACGAACUAAGUCUCUCAUUUUUCCGGUACACCUCGCCUGCUAGCCUGUGAAAACAGCCGUGUCUCCUUGCUCCUCGCCGCUUGGGAAGUUUCGCUGGAAAAACGAAACGCCCCUUACGGCGAAGAAUGAGGAGAGACGGCUGUAUUUGCAGACUACGAUAGACCUGGGGAGUGUUCAGUUAAACCCGGAUUUUUAUCUCUGCUCACGAUUCCCUUUACAGAUAGCUUACCAUAGUCGGACAAAGAAGGACAACUCAAACUGUCGCACAGUUUAUCUGUCUGCAUAUGAAGUAGAAGAGUUUGAGUCUUGGUUGUGUUCACUGAGACUAUGUAAGUAAGAAGGUGUAGAACCUUUCUUAAUCUUUCUUGUGAGAAUGAGUUUUAUUUGCAUAAGAAUUAAAAAAAUCAUUUUCAAAUCAGUGGCUUCGCACUAAGGCUCGCUUUGAAACAAAAGCUUAAGGCAACUGAAAUAGCCUAUUAUAAGGGAACUUAAGCAAAGACCUGUUUGAGCAACGUACGUCAACCGGAAGUGAAGCCUUCUCCAUUAUUUAUAUGGCUUGACGAUAAUAAAUUUCUGUCUUUUCUCAUAUAAAGGCGAUUCGCCCGAGAGUUUGAACCAAACCACUGCCCAAGAAUGUAAAAAGUCCAGUUCCGGUUGACGUGUGUCGCUCAAAAACAUCUUUGCUUAAGCUCCAUAAAGAAGGCGAGAAAGCACAACAACCUCAUCCCCAUGGCUUUUCUGGCCCCUUCCAUUUUCUGAGGGAAGAGCCCUGGAGACGAGGUUGACAUCCUAGCAGUGACUCAACCACGGGCCACAACCAUUUCCCUUGAUGUUAUCUUUCGCAAACCAGGGCUUUUGUUACAUAAACGUUUAUAAGAAUGAUCGUUUCCUAUAUUAAAGCUUAUACAAUUCGUUCAUUUUAAUGGUAUGCCCUCACUAAAACUCUGUAAUCUAAUUUCUAGCUUGUUUAGAAAACCCCGUGAGCCUAACUCAAUAUCACUCAGGAAGGUUUACCGGCAAGUCCUGGUCAUGUUGUAAAGCUGUUACGUUCCGGAACUCUCCCGGAUGUAAGCCAUGUAAAAUUUAUGGUAAGUAAACAACUGUAGCGACACUGUAAUUUUUCACAAAGCCAUUUCACGUUAUCUUUUAUUUAUACUCAAAAAUGAGUAUUUUUUUUAUUAUUGUCAUUUAAAAUUAGUGGGACUUUGUAAGUACAGUACGGUGGCAUCUGGAUAGUUUUGUAACUUCCAGUAAAUGAAUGGUGGUGGUGGUGGUGGUUGUGCCCAUGUAUAUCAUCUAAACAAUUAUAUUGGAUGAGGUUUUUGAAAUAUCCGGAAUAAUCGAGAUGCGAGGCAAGUGCUAUCCGCCGAGGCCGAAGAUUGGAGUUAUAAUACUGUUACAUUGUUAUAAAGAAAACACCUAUAUUUACACACAUGGCAUAACAUUUCUUUAUUAUCGAUUUCCCUUAUUUAGGUAUUCCAGAUAUUAAAAGGCACAAGGUACUGUUCGUUUAAAGGGAUUUAAUUAAUGUACGGGAUAACUACAAAACAGCACUGAAUCUUAUUCUUAAUAUUAUUACGAAAUGAAAUCUUUCCCAAAAGCUUUCAGAUGUUUACUUAUACCUGGAAGUGUCUACCUUAGCCGUGGCUAGGCAGUAAGACUAUGGAUUGAUACUAUAUUCCUUUCAAAGCAUUUAGCCAUUAAAGGAUUUCCAAAUUUAUCAAAAUAAAAAUAGUAAAAAAACACUAGCAUUAUUGAUCUCGUGCUUUGUUUUCUUCAGUUAUCACUUGCUAUCGCUUUUAGCGGUUUUGGUGUAGUCGCUAGUGAAUCGCAUUACUCAGACAUGCCUGGAAGCCUUCCCUUUAAUAAGGUAAGAGCAAUAUCCACGUUAAAACAAACAUCUCUUUUUAAUAAUGUGUAGUUUACUUUAUCGUAUUCAAGCCUUCCGUGUACGCGGAAAGGUUUACGGCUGUAGGUGAUUUGGGCAGUGACCAAUAGCCUUUUAUAAGUUUUAAAUCACGAAAGAAGUCAACAGCACUCUCCAUGUACCAUUGCGGUGAGUUACGGGUUAUAUAGCUUGUUCAUCAUAAUCAGAGGUGAAAAUGAUCGGGUCAGUUAAUAUAGUCUUGAGUGGAGUGUCUUGCCAAGUAGCCAGUCUUACUUUGGUAGCACGUAUGACUACCAAUUGUUUCUUGACAGGAGCCGGCAUCAAUAUUGGGCUCCUAAAUCUUGACAAAUGUCCACGUAGUUUAUAACAUUACCUGCGACAACAAUGAUUUCGGGCCCUUGUACUGAGGGAAUGACAUUGAGUGUUUCAUAACCCCUUAGUGUUUGCUUGACGCCAAGUGUCCUUUCGAGUCCUCACCCUGGAGUCCUUGUCUAGUCGUUUAAACCACGUUACCACGUCUGUUUUAUAACAAAGCGACUUGUCAAGGAAACCUUGCUAGUUCACCGACAUCAUAACACACUGCCUCCUACUCAGGCACUAUCGCACCUUGGUCGCAAACAAGGACUUGCGCGAAGAAACGCGAGUGGUCACAGGUUGCAGCGUGAUGUUGUUGGUUCUCGCUCUUACGUACCCUAAGGUGGUUUUUCUCCUAUUGCUUCAGUUCACCUUCUCCGCCUAAUCCUCCAAAAUUAGUUUAAGUGACUACUACUUAUUGAAGUUGUCUCCUUUUACUUUGGAAGGGUGAUCAUCUGACCGUCUCAGAUGCUUCUGGCAGUGUCGAAUGGAAGGCAUUUUCCACAACUUCGUAAGUAAUUUUCGUUUUUAGCACGCGUUCUCACCCGCCUGGGGCUAGUAUAGGAAGGCAUAGCUUUAUAUCGUCGAUCUCCCUCCCCGUCCCCCCCCCACCCAAUCAAUGGUUAAGAUUAUAACAGUAAUAGUACUGAGUGGAGUCAUAUGAAAGAUUAACAAAAUCAGUCCACCAUACUGCGGGACUCCUAUUUGUUUAAUCAGAAGUGCGAUUAGAGGCCCAAAUGAACGACACGAAGUUCUGUCACGAAUUAACCGUAACUACCACAAAGUUCACUGAUCUGUGAUCUGAUUGGCUGUCUGCAGCCCUGAUUUCGGUAUCUCUCUCUAUGUAAUAUAUAGCUAGUAAAACAAGAUAUUACUAGGGUAUCUAAAAGAUAGUAAUGCUGCGGCACAUUCUGUUGAUACUGGCAUUAGUUAGGCAGUGAGACUUAAAAGAAUCGAAAAUGACAUUGAAUGUCCUAUUUACAUGUUGGAAAGUACUAGAAUAAUUACCAUCAGUCUAUAGAAAGAACUGGUGGGAACGUUGUUUAGAAAAUGAUCAAGUGGUUAUAACUCUGGUUUUCCCACAGUAAAUUGUAGGAAAUAAUAGAAAUUCAGAUUGUUUAUCCAUAUAUUUAAUAUACGGUGCACGAUAUUUUCUCCGGAAACACAAUACUUUUCUUGCUGUUUGUUGCACUUUAUUAAGAAAGAGUUAUUUAGCUAACACAAAAAACGGAAAAAAAAAGAAAAAAGGACUUAUGAAUUCAGUAGGACUCGAACCCUGCAAAUUCGGCUCGACGCGACUACACCUAACCACUACACCACAGAGGCUGAUUACGUAAUUUUGAGGAAAAGUCUUUCAUUUUAUUCCUUUUCCAUGAAACUUCCGCCGGCACGAUGAUCGCCAGCCGCAUUAACCGAGCUAUUAACAGUGAAAAAAUAAUGUACACUCAUAUUCCAUGGCAAUGAAUGAAUGAAAGAACAUAAUUAUGCUUUUCAAAACGCCGAUACACGUCCUCGUCUGCAAAGUAGGACACAAGACAUAUGUUUUGUUACCUCGAUUUCCGCUGUUAUUUUGAAGCGAAUGGUCAAAAUCACAUCCAUUUUCGGCUCAUACAGUUUCUUAAGAAUAGCACUGCAUGACAUUUUCUGACUUUCACAUCACCUUCCAGCAAACUGGAAUUUGUAUAUCCCCCGUGUUGCGGAGUCGAAGAGCAAAUGCUCAUCUUCUCGUCAGGUUUAACACCUGGACGAGUCAAAGGUUCUUGAAUUGAAAUCCAAUCCCCAAGUUAACCAUUGUACUCAUAUGAAAGACUCCUGCGUGUCUUAAAAUUUGGUAAGACCUCUAACCGUGCUGUAGAAAAUUUGGCACAAAAAAUACUCUGAGCAGCGAACGAUGCACUCUCUCACCCACCGAACUUCCCCAUGUUUUUAUUUGAGUUGUUCGUGGCGCAAUGCACUCUGGUUAAAUGCAAUGCAUUGUGGUAAAAAGUGUGGUUAAAUGCAAUGCAUUGUGGUAAAAAGUGAUGAAUUCGAGAAUUCGUCGCCCCUUAUAUAUUUCCUUUAAAUCCUGAUUAUGCUGCUGCUCGCUCCCUUCGGUCGCUCCGCAGCAAUAAAAUAAAAGUAUUCUAAUAGACUGUAAAGAGAAGCAAAUACGGCUGCACAAAAUAAUAAAACAUAAAAUGAAAACAGUUUUUAGGAGUAAAUGGUGUGACUUACAUUUUCAUAGGACGAGUGGAUAUGGUUACAUUCCAAAGGAUGCAGUGAAUCUAAAGGAACUUCACGAAGAACCGUAAGUGCAAGAUACAUUCGGUUAGUUUUUUGUGAAGUAAAAUUCUUGCUACUUUGGUGUUUCUUUCAAUUGCAUAUUAUAUGUACCCCGGAUUGCGCUAAGUCGGAAUGUCUUUUUUACAUCAAUUGUAACCGUAAAAAAUCUUAACUGUGCUGACAGUCAGAUCAAUACAGAUGGAAGAAUAAAGAGUAAGUUAUUGAGACAACCUUCUUUGUUAACAGAAUUAUUGAGACCACUUCCCAGAUACUAUAUGCCUCAUCUACUUUAAGGGCGUGAUGUAAGCAGGAAUUAUUUCUUCUGCUAUUGCAAGGGGUAUUCUAGUCUGUUAGUUGUUUCUUCUUCUCACUUAUACUUAUAAAGCAAGACGCAAUGUUACAACUCUAGAAAGUGAUUUCAAGAAUUGACCUAUAAGUAAGGGAACGCCGAGUAAGAAAUUUCUACUACAAUGGAAAGGUGUAAAAUGUGGCAAUUGCCUUAACUACAUGUACAGUUACAGAUCGUUACAAUUCGCAGAGAUUCUACCCUGAUGUACUUGCUUUCUUUGUGCAGUAUUUCCUAAUAAGUCUUUAGCGAGUAAAUUCGCCACAAAAUAUAACCUGGGUAGUUGGCGGAGAGAGUUUUGAGAGUUUUGGCGGCACUGGCGGCUUUGCAGCUAAUCUGCCAAAACUUUGAUCGCCUGACCCCCGGCUACUCAGGCUACAGGAAAUAAUAAGGGUAGGGUAAAUGAAUGAUAGAUCGGAAAGGACAGAUAAUUAUACUAGUUAUCAGUGAUGUUUGCGAUGGUCUAUGACGCUAAUUGUUCAACCUACUUCACAGAUGGUUUUUUGAAGAAAUUCCCACCUCCGUCACAGCGGCAAUUCUUAGAGACCAGGUAAACUUAUUUUAACUUUACAAUACUCCAAUUCAACACCAAAAAUACUUUUUUAUGAAUUAUUGCAAAUAACCACACCAAAGCGUCACCAAUGUAACAUCCUCCUUGGAAAGAAUAGUCCCUCGUCUAUCGUGGCGAUUUCUUCGAUUUACGUGCAUUUAUUUAUAAAGGCGCUUGCGCGCAGUCCACUUCGCCACCUUCUACUACGCAUACAUCCCAGACUCCUAAAGACACACGAUUGGGUCUCCCCACGUCGAGACAGUCUUGGAUUCUAGAUUCCACACCGUGGAUUCCGGAUUCUUUGUUAGUGGACUUAGACUCCUGAUUCUAAUCGUUAGUGGGAUUUCGGAUUCAACAAGCAAACAUUUUCUGGAUUCCGGAAUCCGAGUUCCCUUACUAUGGGGCGAAAAGGGCUUUGGGAGACGGAAAUUGACCAUAACAACAAACCAUAAGCCAUCGUACUUAUAAGACAUGGUACAAAAACAACGGAGGUGAUGCUAACAUAGGCCGACUGUUCGCCCGAAGGCAAUUCAGUUCAAUUCGUCGCAUUUUCAAUUCAAUAACUUUACGAUUAAACAAAGUUCGACCUACUUUGGUACUCUUGAAAAGUUAUUGUACUUGACCAAUUUUACCUUUUUCUUUCUACAUUACUUUUAUCUCGUGCUUUUCGAUAGGUGGCAGGUUGUUUCAUCUUGCGGACGAGUGGAUUAGGCUCUAAAAUAAUUCUAUCUUUUAGGUGAGCAGUUACAAACCCUUUGCACAAUAAAAGUACAACAGAUAGGUUACAUGUAAUUUAAACCCUUUAGCGAGACAGAAAUCCCUCAGACACUUUUCUGCCAAAUUAGGCGAAUGACACUAGUUGGUAUGGUUACAUGAUUUGUUAAACUUCAAACCUUUUUUUUCACUUUGGCAAUCCUCUUGUCGCCAUGACAAAAAAGAAUUUCAAAGGAACCUUCGUGACGAAAAUUGUUGUAUCACUGGUAAACAGAUAAACACAUUAAAGUCACACUGUAGGUUAUAAUUGUUAAGGUAUAGAUAGUAACGUGAAUAACAAUCAAUGGUAUAACGAAAGCAACUAUGGAAGCAAUUGCUCGUGUGUUGCUUUUGCAGGACGGACAAAACAGUUAAACAUAUUGAAGUUCUUCAAGAUGAAGCAACCCAAAAGUACCGUGUGAAAGAUGAGUCAGAUGCGGUUUCGUAUGCAAAUUUUUUGCAGUUUGACAGCAUACAACAAUUACUGGAUCAGUGUAAACAACAUCCCAGUAAGAUGCGCUAAUUUAGCUAUUAAGGCUGGUUGUCGGAGUGAUCGGAGUCGUAUAAGAGCGCUAUUUGAAAUUAAAAAAAAUAUAUGAUAAGAUCGACGGAAAUCGGAGUCUGAGGAAUCGAUCCCCUUCGCUUAAUAAUUUAAUAAUUUUGCUCUCGCCCGGUAAGGACGCUUCCGCCAGCGCUCCGCGUUCUCGCUUUUAUGUGUCUGACGUGAGGCUAAUUUAGAUCAUUUCGUUUUUCGUUGACUAAUAGGAGACGAAGUUUAUCAGUAGUAUCUAGUCAUUAUGUCAAUUCUAGCUCUUUUUAGAUCUCUUGUUACUUUUAGUUGCAUUUAUUUCCUGAAAACACGACCCACCUAGAUUAGCAUAGCUACCCGCGGGCAAGUUACAUUAUGAUCUAACGCCACCCACUAGAUGUAUACAGACACCCACAGACAACCUGAUAAAGAAGCCUCAAAGUGAUCCUAGAGAUAUACAUCACAGACAUAUUUUGUAUUGAUCAAGAAAAUUUUAAGUUCAAUGUUAAAUAAACUUAAUCACUAAUAUCACUAAAUACAUGUAAAUGUCUCGUGGAAUUCAAUAGUAAUAAUCAAAAUAUAUUAUUGUUGCAGCUCUUGGGAUAACAUUGGAGAAAUACCCAACGCUCAAGAAUGCCGAUGGUAUGGAAUUUUGUUCUACAUACCACUCUUCAUUCAAAGAUAAAAUAUACGCCUAUGAAGAGAAGUACGCAGACUUCUGUGAAGGAAAAUGACUCCCAUUAAAUUGACUGAAUUGUCGACGCUUGUUAUUGUAUAAAUUUAAACUACGUUACAGUUACAAUUAUACAAUUGUACAGUUAUAUAGUUACAGCUUCUACUGUUAUACAAAAGUUCGAACAAUUAAAAAUGGAAUAUCCUGCGUCCUUCACAUGAAGGCUCUGCUGUGCAUGACGACAAAGGAAGCAAAAGCCUGAAGCAUCCAAAGUAGACACGACGGUUGUUAAUUUAGUCUUUUUAAUUAAUCCUUUUUAGAAAUCUGGAGGGUGGAUUGGCCAGAAGUUGAAAAAACAGGCGAGGUUGUGUCUAGUCUACCUUGGGUAAGAAAUUAAAGAAUAUUUGUGUAGAAGCUUUAACAAACACUAGAAAGAGUUUUUCCUAGAGUGUUUUUCAGUGAGAAAACAACGAUGGGAAAAGCUAUCUCCCACAAAGAGGUCUUAUUACCAUAAAUCUAAUUUUUCCGACUUGCCGUUCCUUUUCUUAUCAAAAAAUUAUCCAUUAUCCGCGAAGCUGUUAUCAUAUACUCGACGCAUUGAUUUAUCCAAAAUUCAAACGCUUCGAAGUAGUCAUACACGCUUUUGACAAGUAAUAUUAUUUGGCAAUCCGCUCUAAACUGGCCACCUUGGGAACGGAGGUAAGGUGCAGUGAGUACAUCAAUUUGGAGAGGAUUUUUUUGGCAGUUGGAACGCACUCACUGGCCUUUGUUGCCAUGUAAAGACACCUGUUAUAGAGAGAAAAAAACAAAGAAGAAAGUACGCUCUGUCCACUUGGACAUGGACAGAACUGAAGAAGUGGACUUUAGUAGAAGUUCCGCCGACUGUCUUGCAGUAAUAAUAGUUAGAAAUUGUAUCAAGUUCUUGGCCGACGAACGAACAUCUCUAUUCGACCUUGUAGAACGUUUUUACUGGCAAGUUUCACAACAAAGAAGCGUUAAUCCACGUUCUACCAGAGGGAAGCUCGGACAUACUCAAAGAGAAAUUCAGCAACCAGGCAAGGUUAAUGAUGUGAGUACAAAUAAUUAACUGAUUGCAAGCAAUUCUUUAGCAGGGAUGAUGCACCGGGAGAAAGAAUUCACAUUCUUUUGUUAAAAAUCAAACAAAAACAAAAUUUACAAGAAUGCUAAAAAAUAUGCAAUUUACAUUUAGUUUAAUAAACCUCCUGUAACGCCUUUGGUUUUUUUUUUAAAGAUUUUCAUUUAAUUUUCCGCGUAUGGACGAGUGUCUGCAUCACAACGAAUUUCGACUUCUUUAUUUCCUUUUCAAGUGUACAGUUUAAUUUGCAGUACACGCAAUGUUCCGAUCGGACUUUCCGUUAGGAUAAAUUUGAGUCCAAAUCACAUUUUUCUUGAAGUGUAGCUAUAGGCGGUGUCCAUUGCGGGUUAUUUAUAUUUUUUGUUUAUUUCACAGGACAUUAGGCCAUGAAAACAUGGUGCGCUUGCACGGGAUUGGAGUAAAAGGACCUCGAAGCUUUAUUGUUCACGAAAACAUGCAAAAUGGUACAACCUUCAAAAAACUUAUUUAGCUUUAGUGAAGCUACUGAACACCUUAUACAUAGAAAACAGAGUUUGACCAUUAGUUCUUAGAGACUAUAAUGUUAAGUUGGCCAAGCUGCUGACAAAACAGUCAAGAAAAAAAGGCUAUUGCGCCAAUACGCAAAAGCAACUCAAACGUUUUUCUAUUCCUUUUUUGACACAUCAGGUGACCUUUCAGAAUAUCUGAAACGAAACUCCUCCAUACUGGAGUCCAACCACACAGAGUUAGGAAAUAUUCUAAACCACGUGAUCAAUGGUAUGGUUUACCUUCACGAGUCUUUAGUGGAACACGGAGAAUUGGUAAGUACUUUGGGCAAGUGGGAUUCGCCCAGAUGUUGUAGAUAAGAUUCAACGGUUCUAGUUCUAUCUUGCAAAACAAACUUUUGUCCUUCAAAGUUUGUAAAAGGUGUCACGAAAUUAAAUGAAGUGCUGGUCGAUAUGACCAUUGACAGUGACAUUCCUUUCUUACCUUUUUUUCACCCUAUAAAAUUUAAUUUCUUCUAUUACACGUAGGUACCUGAGAACUGUCUUGUGGGCGAGAAGGGACAAGUAAAGAUCUCAGGCUUUCAUUGUGCGAGGUGAGAAAAAAAGAAGAAACAACUACAAAUACUUAAAAUUAAACCGCGGCUUAAGUUAGACUUCGUUUAAUAUUUGGCCCUAAGAGUUUGACAUAAUGAUAGCAUUUUUACUUGUCUGAAAGUAUAUUAUCGGAGGAACGAAUACCUUUAGCUACAGCUUUUCCAGUGAAUAUAAUGUUGAUUAAUGCUGCAUUCACAUUUCAUCUAUUUUGCUUCGCGAGUAUCGAUAAAAAAAAUAGGAUAGUGACCUAAUUCUUCAACCAAAGGGAAUAAUCUAUAGGCGAACAGACUUCGAACUACUGAACCACAGACACAAUUCAGGUAGCGCAAGGCCACUAAACUUGUGCUCUAGAAUUGCAAUCUAAGUGCUUAUUUGUUGCUUAAUAAGGAUACUGUGAGGAAGCGAAAUAAGAAAGAGAUCGGUUUUUACCAUACACAGGUCUCCAUGGUGCAAACGACCGUUAUCGGAUGACGUUUAUAAGAGUAGAAUUCCGAUUACAGCUCCUGAGUGCAGCCAAAGUAUCCAAACGUUCCCAGCUGAUGUAUGGGCAUACGGUAAGCUCGCAAUUAACAUGCAUUAUCAUUCAUUCAAAAUAUUUUUUCAUUUCUGAUUGGCUAAAGGCACGCCUUCGGCCUCGGUGGAUAACACCCUACUAGAUCUGCAGAAUUCUUCACAUCCUACUUAGCCCCAUUCAACAAUUGCUAAAUGUGUAUGAAUUUUACUAUGGUUCGUUCGUCGAUGAGUGGUGGCAUGACACACCAAUUGCCCCAUGUAAGGGAAUCUAUAAAGACAGUCAUGGAUUCUGCAUUCCACGCCGUAGGACUCCUGAUUCCAGGUACUUGAUUCCAGUCUUUGUCAGUGGAACUUAGAUUUUGGAUUCGAAUCUUUAGUAGGAUUCCGGAUUCCUUGAGCUUUAUUCCGGAUUCCAAAGCCCAGGAUUCCUCAAGCAAAUAUUUCACAGAUUCAGGAAUCAGGAUUCCCUUUCAUGGGACGACACCAAUCAGGUUUUGCGGGAUUCACAGAAUGGCCCAAAAGGUUUCGGUGACGGGUUAUCACCCAUCUUGUCGUUAAAAGGUUUUUGAUAACAAAGAAAAAGGCCAAAAUAUAUCAGUUAGAAAACGUUCAUUUUACAGUGUUUCAAACGAGGAAAGUGCUACGUCCAAGUCCACCGACUUAAACUAAGCCCUACCACCUUUUAAGGUAUUUCAAGAUUCUAUGGUGGUCACUGCAAUUCGAGGUUUUUUUUUCCUUUUCAGGCUUCUUCAUUUACGCUGUCGUUACUGUAGGGAAACAACCAAUCACAACCUUAGACCAGGUAAGGCAAAGAAUACACAAACUCGCACUGUGGAUGUUAUCAGUUCCUUUAGGUCAACAAAUAUUGACGCCUCCAACAGCUUAAUAUAAACUUUGUUUUCCCCUUUUAGGUUUUGAAGUUUAAUCCAUCAAACGAUUCAUUGGAUCAGCUGGCUGGCUUUGUUGACAAGAUUAAACUGUGCUUACAGAGGGUGCGUUUAACAUUUCAAGUCAAUGCAGAUGAACACUUUUACUCUGUUACUACAUGUUAACCAAUAAUGCGGGCAUAGCUAUAUGCUGAGUUUUCAGUUCAAUAAACUUACAGAGAUGGGUACCGCAUUUGUAUCAUAAGUACUGUACAGCAACAGCAAGCUGGUGUAUAACACAAGAGGUGCUUAUGUGAAAAGUAGCGAAUUUUUUAAUUUACUCUUUUUCAUUUUUGGAAUCAUAAUGAUAACGAUAAUCAUGACUCUUAAUAUGACGAUAAUGAUUAGAUCGUUUCUUUUAAGGAUCCUAAUGCCCGUCCUACUUUUCAAGAUCUUCGAGACCAGGUAUCCUUGAAAACUGGCUCAUCAACUCCAAGCUGCUCUACACAUUCUCUGGAAGGUAUGGCAAGGUUUACGAAAAGAUGUGGCAUAUUUUAUCGCUUCUAGACUAAGUUCGGAUUAAAGGGACACGGUCAGCUAUGGGACCGCCCUGACCUGGACACUACAUUUGUCAGUUUGAAAAGAGUUUACCUCAACCCGAAAUCAAAUGAACGCGUCGGCUACAUCUAGAAAUCCGCUUCAAUCUUGCCUAGUGUUUCAUUCGAUCCUCGAUCUUUUACAGAUAACCUGUUUUUGAGCAAACUUUAACUCAUCCUAUUUAUCAUAUUUUGUUAAAAACAGUAUCCAAAGGAACAAGAACAGAAGAGGUGAGAAACGCGUAGGCGCCGGCCGGGAGAAAUCGCUUCUUUACCAAAAUAACAAAAGAAAUGAAUCAACAACAUUGGUGAACAAGUUAUAUGUAUUUGGAAAAUCGAUGGUAAAGGUUACAUAUGUUUGGAAAAUCAAGCUUUCCCGACCUUGAACCUUCAACAAUGAUUCAUGCCGACUCCGUGUCAUUUCUCACCUCUGCUGAUGAUCGAAUUCAGAAGUAUUCGUCGAUGUUUGGCUUUCCCUGGAAAACAAAUCGGUGAAUUCUCAAUGGUAUAUCAAAAAUGUGUUCUCUGAUGUGGCUUAGGGUCUAUAAUCAUUAUUUGGGCUUGUAACCAGUUCAACUCUUCAAGGUUUGUUUUGAGUAUUCCGGAUACGCUUCUGGCUUUCUGUUUCACGUGCGUGUCUUGUGACAUACAAUUCAGCUAAGAAAUGGUAUCAAACGGCAUGUGCAUCAGCUGACCGUGUUCCUUUAAGAUUAGCCUUGCUUGAGAAUGAAAAGAUUCACCACUAACGCAACUCUCAUAAUACAGUUUGCCUGCUCCCCAAACAGUUUGUAUAACCCUUGGUUUUUAAUUUCCCCUGGGUAUUACAGUCGUCCCACUCUCUCCUCCGCAGAGGCUCCCGCUGGGUAUCCCAAUAAAAACAGCAAUAAUGGAAAAAUAGAAAGCCCCCGGGGGACGAUGGGAAGAGGGAAAAGGCGGGAGCCUCUCUUCUCUCGAUGUUUCCCCUUUCCAUCGUGCCCCGCGCGCUUUCUAUUUGUUUCUCCCAGCUUCCCUGCGACACAAAGAGGCCUCUGCGGAGAAGACAGGUCGUCCCAAGAAACAUCUAAGACAAUACUUUGCAAAAUAGCUGCUUAACGUUUUUAAUUAAUUGCCAGAUUCACUAAACGCUCAGACUUUGACAGAGGAUGGGUUUCCAAGUUACCCUACCAAAACGAUGACAAGAAUGACAAAAGAAUCAAAUGCAGAAGAAUCAAUGGAGGAUGACAACGUAGCCAUGGACUGGGACAACAGCGAUAUAACAGUUACCUAUUCCCGGGAUGAGCUUCGAAGGCGCCUUAAGGAUGCAGAAUUAACAGCAUUAAGGGCAAAGGCGUUGCAGAAACGUGCUGAAGCUGUGAAGGAUACAAUCCUUGAACAAGUAGCAGAGGCAGAGGCAAAGUGUUUGAAAGAAGUCGAGAUGAUGACAAAGACGUUCCUUAUGCGACUGAACGAGGCCAAUGAUCGUGCAGCGGAGGCUGAACAGGCUCAAUACUUAGCGGAAGAAGUGCGGCGGCUAACGGAAGAGAAGUAUACGCUCUAUAAGUAUGAAAGUGAGAAGAAUAUGCAUGAACUAAAGUCCAUGUUUGACGAUGCUCUGCUUGAAAGGGAUGAGCUCAUUGUAGCUUUGAAAACUGUGGGCAAGGACUUCGAUACGGCAGAGUGGAUCUCGCCAAAACGUCGGGACUCAAUCCGCCAGCUCGAGGAAAAGUAUCAACGAUACAUCUCUACUAGUGAUCGAACGAUACAGAGUUUGAAAACACAACUGAAUGGAGUUGUAAAGCAGCGAGAUCAACUAGCGUCCGAUCGAGAAGUAAUUAGAAACGAGAUGAAAGAUACUCGAGACGCUUUGGAACAGGCGGUAAAGGACAAAGAAGAGUUUCAGUUCAGAUUAGAAGAAUCACAGUUUGAGAUUGAGCGACUGGAAGAAAUGAUAUCCACCAUGACGCAAAAAAGACAACAAGCAGAGCGCGAGAGAGACCAGCUUCAGAUGUUGACGGACAUGUCCUUAAUGAAGCUUAGGCACGCGGAAUCUGGAGGUCCAAAGAAAAGAGCAUCCGUUAGUUCCUUUCCUCCAAAGAUUGAUGAGCUUCCAAAAGAAAAGCGAGAACCAAGCCUGAGAAGACUUUCUGAGCAGCUUCUUCAUCUAAUUGGCCCCUCGCCAACUGAAAAGCUCUCCACGUCGGUUGUAAGCGAAAACCGGGAAAGUGCCGUCCCCAUUCUUAAGGAUCCUUCUUCCAGUAAAUCGCGCGAGGACGGCAACAAAAAGACAAAGCAAGAAAUUACUAAUAGAAGGUUAAAUGCCGUGAAACUGCCCUUCCUGGAAAAAGUCAACGAAACUAUAGAAAACAAUCAUGAAACUGAGCCGUUUAACCAGUUCGUUCUUGCUGAGGAGAUCGACACAGACGAAAGAGAAUAUGGGCAUGUGUCUCCGAUGAAGAGUUCAAAAACAGUAAUAAGUGCAGAUCUUGACAUCAUUCAGAAGGAUAACCAGAUGGAUAACUCUAUUGACUCUGGAAGCCAAACCAGAAAUGACGCAAGACAGUUCACGAUUCCGACCUUGCACAUUGAAGAAGCGGAUACCGAUUCAGAGAUGGAGUCUCAAAGGGAACCUCCCGAAAUAGAAAUAUCAGAUGUUGAUGAGCAUGACCUGUUAGAGCAAAGGGAUGAGGGAGAUGACCUCAUGAACCCAGAUUCCCCAAUGUUCAUUGUGGGAGGCGAAAAUGGUGAAACUCGAAUUGUAUACAGUUUUGACGACCUUUCAGAACUGCUAGAAGGUAUCCCUCAAACAAGUCUAUAG